AUGGAGAGACGACGACGGAGAUCGGGAAACAGAGCUUCCCUUCCUCGUCUUCCCAGUUCUCCCUCGCAUCCAUUCGCCUUCCCUCUGCUCCCGCUGCAGCAAAAGGACUGCAAGAUCCUCGACACCAAAUCCCAAACCCUCCGCAUGUACGUCUUCCUCAGCGCCCUCCUCGGAAUCUUCCCGGUCGCCUACAUCUGCGAAGACAUCAAGAUGAAACUGUUGAGGUUGUGGUGAGGCUUGCAUUGCGUUGUCGAGUGGGUUCUGUGAGUUUUUGGGUGAGGAAGUCACACUCUUCGGGGUUUGUGGGUUUUUAUGGAAGAAUUUGUUGGUUUUGGUUGUAUCUGGCUGCAACCUGCUUGGAAGAUGUCUCAAAACUAUGAAUCUUUUUGCGGGUUUAAUGGGCUAAAAUUGAAUCUUUCUCUUUUCCGCCUUGAACAUUUUACUUUCAGUCAUCUGUAAAUGUGAGUUGAUUGCCAUUUUCUGAGUUGUGAAUGACUUUGAUCUUGAGGGUUCAAUUGGAGUUCUGUUAUGGAUGCCUCUAUUUAGCACAGCCCUGUUGAGAUUAACGAUGAUUACUGUUGUGGUUUGACAUGAUUAAAAAGGGAAGAAUCUCAGCUUAAUCAACCCGUGUGUUUAAGGUUGAUGAGAUCAUAUAUACCAUCACUGGUCUGGAAGAGCUCGGGGAGUGGAUGAAGGCUUGUUUGGAGCAGCACCCCAUGUUAAGUCCCUGAGUGACAGAUGAAGAACUUGAACCGGAUCUGGUUGUUCAGCUCUUGAGUACUGCAACAGAACAGGGGCAGAAAGUUGUUAGGAAAGGAAUGGGGGCCAGAUAGUUUUGGCUUUUGAGUUUUGACAGCAGUAAAUAAGGCUCUGCAAAGAUGGAGAUGGAUGCCUUAAUAGAUUGAUUAGGAAAGGAGACAAAGAGACCAUUCUCCAUGUUGCGAGUGAUGGUUGGUUGUACUUCUAUCCAUUGAUAUGGGUUUUUGCAGGAAACGAAGAGUAUAUAGCAGUGGUUACAGCAAAUGG
Linum tenue is the source of this 1026-nucleotide messenger RNA. The record is from the annotation of a GenBank genome assembly. Lineage: Eukaryota; Viridiplantae; Streptophyta; Magnoliopsida; Malpighiales; Linaceae.